This is a messenger RNA of Platichthys flesus (European flounder), 5580 nucleotides long. Its product is annotated as caveolae-associated protein 1-like. The coding region runs from base 324 to 1733 and encodes 469 amino acids. The transcript is spliced from 2 exons. Lineage: Eukaryota; Metazoa; Chordata; Actinopteri; Pleuronectiformes; Pleuronectidae. Gene Ontology annotation, cellular component: caveola; cytoplasm. The record is from RefSeq and is a predicted model, not a curated record. Gene Ontology annotation, molecular function: rRNA primary transcript binding. Gene Ontology annotation, biological process: termination of RNA polymerase I transcription; transcription initiation at RNA polymerase I promoter.
UGGAGGGUUUUCUCUCCCUGGUGCUGCAUUCGCACUCUAAUGCUCUUGUGGUAACAUCCAGGACUGCUUGGCUUUCCCUGUACGUUGGCCUGAUUCCAGUGAUCUCAAGUAGAAAGGAGAGAGAGAGACAGAAAGAAGCAGAGACAAAGUGUAUGUAUGCUGGAGAGAGAUAAGUGAGUUUAAAAGCAGGAGGGAGAAGCAGAGAUCUGGAAAAGGGACGAAAUAGAAGAAGCGACUGAGGGAGAAAUCAGUUGUAAAAAGUGAUCUAGAAGAACCAGUGGUGAAGAAAUAUUGAUUAGCUGACUGACAAUAAAUCCACCAACAUGGCAACCAUGGAAGCACUGGAAUCCUCAAGUGCCCUGCUGGAGCCUCAAAUGCUCACUGAGAUCUCCGACGACGAGAUCAAUCUCGCACCCUCAGACUAUGAAGAUGAUGCCCUUGUUGCAGUCAAGAAAGAGCUGUCGACCAUGGGCACGGAGGGGGAUGCCGCUGAAGACAAGGAUGAGGCAGCGAAGGUGGACACACAGGUGAACGGGGUCAUGGUUCUGACUUUGCUUGACAAGAUCAUUGGGGCAGUGGACCAAAUCCAGCAGACCCAGAGCGGGCUAGAGGCCAGACAACAAGACAUGGAACGUUCGGUGACAAGCAUCCAGGGCGAGCUGACCAAACUGUCCAAAAGCCACAGUACCACGUCCAACAGCGUAAAUAAGAUGAUGGAGAAGGUGCGCAAGGUGAGCGUCAAUGUCAAGACAGUGCGGGCCACCCUGGAGAAGCAAGGAGGCCAGAUCAAGAAGCUGGAGAACAACGAGGCUGAGCUGCUCAAGAGACGCAACUUUAAAGUGAUGAUCUACCAGGAUGAAGUCAAGGUUCCCUCAAAACUCAGCAUCUCUAAAUCCAUGAAGGUUUCUGGGUCUGUGGCAGGAAGUAGAGGAGGCAGCUUGAUGGAGCUUAAGGAAGCUGUGGAAGAGCCUGGAGAAGAGGAAAGAGAGGGAGAGGACACAGACAAACCCCAUGUAGACCUCUCCUCAGACGAGGAGGGGUUGGAGAUUGAGGAGAUAAUUGAGGAAACUCGUGCUGAACGGAUUAAGCGCAGCAGCCUGCAGCGCGUACAAACCCUGAAGACCGUCUUCUCAAAGGAGAAGAUGGAUAAGACAAAGGCAAAGACCAAAGAAAACCUGGAGAAGACCAAACAAAAAACCAAGACCAACCUGGAGAAGACAAAGCAGAGGACAAGAGAGAACCUGGAGAAGACCAAACAAAAAACCAAGGACAACCUGGAGAAUGCAAAGCAGAAGACCAAGGAGAAUCUGGAGAAAACGCGUCACAACAUUGAGAAGAAGAUGGGAAAGCUUGGAAACCGCAUGACUGUCAACCCCGAGCGCAAGCAGAAGAUGCAGACAUCCCAAGACAAGGUGAAGAAAGCCUUCACACCAGACCAUGUUGUUUACGCCCGCUCCAAGACUGCUGUGUACAAGGUGCCGCCCUUCACCUUCCAUGUCAAGAAAAUCCGUGAGGGUGCUGUUGAAGUGGUACAAGGCACUGAGAUGGUGGAAGUGUCUCAGGAUGCCGAGCCCUUCAGUGAUGUGGAUGAGGCAGUUGAAGAGGGCGGAGAGGAGGUUGAGAUGGAGAUGAUUAACGGAGGAGGGGAUGAAGACGAGGCUGAGGAGGACGAAGAAGAGGACAGCCACGAUGCCCUGCAUGAGAACGAAGACAGAGAUAGAGACAGCGAUUAGAUAAAGAAUGAGGAAUUAGCCAAGACCCGACAAAAUUAAGUGCAGCAACCCAAAGUCUUCUGUAUAAACUGAAUACAUUCGGAGGAUCAAGAAGAUUUCUAGAAAAUAAUAGCAGUUGACUGGAUCUUAUUUUCAUUAUUUUGGCCAUUAUUCCUUUCAGUUAUAAGAACUUUGUACCCAUAGUAAUUGUUGAGAUCUGGAAGCAUGGUGACAUUGCUAGUUUACUACAGAUUUGUCAACCAGAAUUUAAAUAAAUUAAUACAUUGUCUAGAUUAUCCAAACCACUUUAUUUGGAGGCAAACUGCUUCCAAAAUGUCAGUCAUAAUUGAUUGCAAAGGUGUGCACUUUUACCUUGGAGAAAUUCAUUUUACAAUCUGGAACAACCAAUUUUUACUAUAUACAUUUAUUGGGAAAUGAAUUUGAGUGAAAUUAACUUUGAUGCUAAUUGCUUCAUUACACUUAAACCUAAAUUUGUGCACUGAAAAGUUUUUUGCUUAGCUAUAGCCCAAGUAUUCAAUUUAAAUGUCCAACAUUGUUGACAAUCCUAAAAACAUUAUGCUAGAGCAGUCUAGUAUGUAGUCUAAUGCACUUGGUUUCGUAGACUUUGAAGUUUGUGUAGACCUAGCAGCCUACCAAGUUCUGCACUGGCUAUUGAACAAACCAGGAGGAUCAUUGUUUCACACUGACAACACAUCCAAGAUGAUUUCUGCUUUACAGGGGUUCAGGUUUGAAUAGGUCAAAUUUUGAGAUUAAACUCCCUAAGGACAGGGGACUCAUCAGGACUGUGUUUGAAGGACUAAGAGAAACACAGAGGGACAUAUUAUUAGUUCAGCCUGCAUUUACCAAAUGUUACAUUAUGAAGAAAUUGCUUAACACCUAUCUGUUUAUCUUUACUGUUUUCAGUGGUCAUGUUUUUGGUCCACAUGGUCAAUGAUUUUGACUGCAGAAGGCGGGACUCGAUUUGAUCCACUGCAGAGGGAGAAGGCACUCACUCUUUGAUAUACAGACCAACAAUGUGAUAAACAUGACAUUCCUUUUUCUUUUUCAUUAAUCCAGUCCUGAUCAUGCCAUGCUCAUCCAAGAGAAUAACCCAAUUAGGGUCACAAAGCAGUGCGACAAUGAGACGUUGUUGUCCAGGAUAAAAAUACAUGUGUCUGCUCAACUCAAACAGAGAAAACCAUCCAAAAACAACAAUGUAGCCAUAAUAGCAUAUUAUACUGAGAUUGACUGUAUUUUUAAGUAAUUCCUAACCAGUAGUGUAAAUUCACAACUAUGGUAAAUGUUGUACAACAGGUCAAAGUUGAACUGGGAGGCUGGAAGGCUUGCCCCUGUUUUCUAAUCUGAUUAAGUUUGGCUAAUGAUAAGAGGUUUGUUUUUUUCCUUGCUGUCUGAUUGGUCUCCUCGUGUCACUAGACUCAACAGACGGUUCAGCAAGGUUACCCAUGUUUGGUUAACUAAGUAGACAGUUGCAGUCUUACUCAUUAACUUUCAUUUCAGCAACUAUAGGCACCCGUAGUCAUUAAGGCUGAAUGUGUAAAUAGGCAACUCUUUGCUAAAAUAUUCACCAUAGCAGCUUAACAGGGUGAUACUAUGUCAGUGUUGUAUUCACAGCUUGUUGUUCCUUUAAAUGGACAUAGAAUAUCGAAGAGGAAAGCUAGUGCCGGAUAAUAUUCUCGUGUAGAAAAACUGUACACAUUGCACAGAGAGGGUUGGCAAUGAGGAGUCAGGUGCCUUGCUUCCCAUCAGUAUAAUCUGCUUGUGGGUCUCAGCAUUUAAUUUGUUCCAGACAAUAUAUUAUCUUAUCAACAAUAGGAAUGAUGGCCAAUAUUACGAGUAAGACCCAAGAUGGCACUAAAAAAUAAAAUAAAAUUGAUGACAGCUACUUAAAAAUCAUAGUUUUAAGAAUUUAAGGAAAACAGUCCCAUAUUUGUAAAAGCAUGUCAAGGGUUGUUAAGAGUCCAUUUGUGUUUGGAUGGUUUAGGGGAUCACUAAAAGUGAAAGAAGAAGAGGAAGGAGAAGAAGCAAGAAAAAGGUAAUAGCUUAUCUGUCCUAAAUCAUCAGUAGGGUUUGCCUUUGUGAGAAGGUGUAUUUCAUUUUUUGUUUUAUUUUAAAAACACUACACUUACAACUAAAACUAGUGGAAUAAGUAUAUGACUCAACAUCUGCCCAUUGAAUUUCAUUUGAGUUCUCAUGAAUUGCUAAAAUGCAAUUCACAAUUAUUAUAUUGAUAAACACAUUAACUACAUAUUCACGCUUAUCCAUAAAUUCCUUGGGUUAAAAAAAAGCACAUAUCACACAUGCAACAUAUUUGUACAACCCCUUUGCUGUUAAGUUGUUUGAAUACUGUUAUCCUACUCUGUUUAAUGUACGCAUUCUUUAGAAGUCAAUUGAUUCUGUUGCAAUUUUGAGGUUUUCAUUAGCUCACAGUUUUUAAUGUAUGAUUUUGUAGGUAAUCACUCUUCACAUUCUGCUGAUGUUAUGUCCUUUUCAUUACUGCAUAAUGUUACCCAAUAACUGUCUUUUAUAUAUAUAUGUUUUAUACCUACUUUCAUGCAGUACUCUUUUAUAAGAUUUUACUGCCGGUGUUCCCAAAAAAAAAACCUGCACCCAAAUGAAGGUUUAUGAAACACAAGAUUAAGACAGUCCAUUUCAUUUCACUCAACAAUCAUUUUCACCAUUAUUAUUUUCCCAUGAGUGUUUUGCUCUUAUAAAAACUUGCCAUGUAUAUCUUAAUAUGUGUUUCAUAAAUUGAACGGGAUAAGGACCAAUUCUUACAUUAAAAACUGACAAACCUCUGGUCAAAGAAGCUUGUGUGUUAAUAGGACCUUUCUAUAUACGACCAAGUUUCUUUACAUGUGCAUGAUAUUGCUGUUGUCUGAGAAUGACCCCUAGUGUUCAGUCGUCUUGCUGUAAGUUUCUCUGUUCCAGGUUAAAGGAACAUUUCAGCUCCAACUUUUCUCUUUCAAAUAACUAUUUCAUUGAAAUAUUUCCCAAGAGCAAGACUUUAUUGUCCACAUUUGCCUUUUUGUAAUAAGAUGUAAAAGUGUGUUUAAUUCUGCACAACGGUUGGUGGAAUUUUAUGAAUGCUUUGCAAGAAAGAAAUUUAAGAGUUGAUGUUUUUUGUUGUUGAAUGAUCUGCUGUGACUGCAUUACUUUUGGCAAAGUCAAGAUAAUACUCCAUCCACUUUAAUUUUUACAAACUAAUGCUGUUCAGAUUAGAGGGGCCUAUCUGGACAUAAUUUGGUGUGAAGGUCAGCAGCGUAUCCAAGGGCUAUCACAGAGACAGAAACAAGAAACAUUAAUGAAUCAAAGAAAGAGUUUUUAUAUAACUUUUGAUCAUGUCACCAUAGUAUUUGUACUGUCCAGUGUGUAUAUGUGUGUCUUUGUCCAGUGUGUUAUGUCUAUCUUAGACAUAUAUUACAAUUUUAUUUGUGUUCCUUUUUUUGUAUAUAAUGUGAAUCACUGCCAAUGCAGAUCACAAUGAAUAUUGAUUUUAUUUACCUUGUCUUCUGUUGCAUAACUUCUUCAGCAUUUAGAACCGCUGGUUAAUGACACUGGCACUCAUGCUUUCAAGGAUAAAGCAUUACAGCCUUUUUUGAUCCACGGUUGUGGUACAGACAUUUGGUGGUUUAAGGCUCAGUCCUUGAAAGUGUUUCAACAAUGCCAUGUCUGUCAAGGCAGUGACAACAUGCAGCCAUGCUGAGGCCUUUGUCAAUGGAGCACCAAAUGUUGUUCACAUGAAACUGUUUCUUUGCUUUUGUUUUGUCAUUAACAGACGCUAGUAUAAAGUUUAUUGUUUAUUUCUUAACCACUAAUGAUUUAAUUAAUAAAAACGACUUGGUUCACA